This is a messenger RNA of Trichosurus vulpecula (common brushtail), 2391 nucleotides long. RefSeq names its product protocadherin beta-4-like. Gene Ontology annotation, cellular component: plasma membrane. The transcript has a single exon. Bases 1 to 2391 code for a protein of 796 amino acids. Gene Ontology annotation, biological process: homophilic cell-cell adhesion. The record is from RefSeq and is a predicted model, not a curated record. Lineage: Eukaryota; Metazoa; Chordata; Mammalia; Diprotodontia; Phalangeridae. Gene Ontology annotation, molecular function: calcium ion binding.
AUGGAGAAUGCGCCACGGAAAGGUCGGCGGAACAGGCAAGUGGCAUUUCUUAUUGUUGCUUUACUCUUGUCUGAGGCGGUUUCAGAGCCGCUGCAGUACUCAGUGGCAGAAGAAACUGAGAAUGGUUCCUUUGUGGCUAACAUUGCAAAGACCCUGGGGCUAGAGGUAGAGCAGUUGUCAUCCCGAGGGGCCCGGGUGAUCUCUGAGGAUAAAACGCAAUAUCUGCAGCUUAAGCGUGACACUGGGGAUCUUCUUAUAAAAGAGAAGCUGGACCGGGAGGAGUUGUGUGGCCCUGCCGAGCCCUGCGUGCUGCCUUUCCAGAUCUUAAUGGAAAACCCUUUUCAGUUUUUCCGGGCUGAGCUGAGGGUGGAAGACAUAAAUGACCAUUCGCCCAUCUUCCCGGAAUCUGAGAUGAUCUUGAAAAUACUAGAAAGCAUUAUGCCAGGGACUGUGUUUCCACUCCAUAUCGCCCAGGAUUUAGACGUCGGAACAAACAGUGUCCAGAACUAUACCAUCAGCCCCAAUCCCCAUUUCCUCAUCCGCACUCUCACACGCAGUAAUGGAAGACAAUUCCCAGAGCUGGUAUUGGACAAAGUUCUGGAUAGGGAGGAGCAGCCUGAGCUCACUUUAACUCUUACGGCAGUAGAUGGGGGCACUCCACCCAGAUCCGGGACAGCUCAAGUCCGGAUCCUGGUUAUGGACAUCAAUGACAAUGCUCCUGUCUUCUCUCACACCCGGUAUGAGAUUCAAAUCCCAGAGAACAUCCCCAUUGGCUCUCUAGUAGUGACUGUUUCUGCUCGAGAUUUAGACGCCGGAAUCAAUGCGGAUAUAGCCUAUGCCUUAUUCCAAGCUUCUGUUGAAGUCAGUCAAACAUUUGAAGUAGAUCCCAUUUCAGGAGAGAUUCGACUCAAAAAACAACCGGAUUUCGAAGCAAUUCAAAGAUAUGAGGUGGAUAUUGAAGCAAUCGAUGGCGGGGGCCUAUCUGGAAAAUGCGCUGUUGUGGUUCAAGUAAUGGAUCUGAACGACAAUUCCCCAGAGCUGACUAUAUCGUCACUUACCAGCAACAUCCCAGAGAACUCCCCAGAAACAGUGGUGGCCGUUUUCAGCAUCCGAGAUCGUGACUCCGGGGACAACGGAAGAAUGAUGUGUUCUAUCCAGGAAGAUCUCCCUUUCUCCCUGAAACCAACUUUCAAGAACUUUUAUACACUGGUCACAGAGGGAGCCCUGGACAGAGAAAGGAGGGCCCAGUAUAACAUCACUGUUACCGUCACGGAUUUAGGGUCCCCGAGGCUCAAAGUCCAGCACAACAUCACGGUAUUCAUUUCUGACGUCAAUGACAAUCCACCAGUAUUUACUCAGACAGUCUAUACACUCUACCUCAGAGAGAACAACAGCCCUGCCCUCCAUAUUGGCAGCGUCAGUGCAGAUGACAGGGAUGAGGGACCCAAUGCUAAAGUCACCUACUCCCUGCUGCCUCCUGAGACUAAAGAUUUGCCUCUCUUUUCCUACAUUUCCAUCAAUUCGGACAAUGGACAUCUGUAUGUUCUGAGAUCUCUGGAUUACGAAACCACCCAAGCCUUCCAGUUCACUGUGAAAGCUGCUGAUGGCGGCUCCCCAGUCCUGAGUAGUCAAGCUCUGGUUCAGGUUGUGGUCCUGGAUAAGAACGACAACUCUCCCUUUGUACUGUAUCCUCCACAGAAUGGCACAGCUCCUUGCAGUGACCUGGUGCCCAGAGCUGCAGAGCCAGGUUACCUGGUGACCAAGGUGGUGGCUGUAGAUAGAGACUGGGGACAAAAUUCCUGGCUUUCCUACCAGCUACUCAAAGCCACAGACCCAGGACUCUUUACUGUGUGGGCUCAUAAUGGGGAAGUUCGCACAGCAAGACCUAUCAGUGACAGAGACACCAUGAAGCAGAAGCUUCUGGUUCUGGUGAAGGACAAUGGAAAACCGCCUUUGUCCACAGCAGCUACACUGAAUGUACUCCUGGUGGACAGAUUCUCUGAGCCACAUGUACAGCUCCAAGACACAAAGAAGGAACAAGUCCAGAAUGACUCCCUCACUGUCUACUUGGUCAUUUCUCUCAUUUCAGUCUCAUUCCUCUUCCUGGUCUCUGUCUUCCUUUUUAUAGCUGUGGGUCUAUGGAAGAGGAAGAGAAAUGCUACAAAUGGCGUUUGCUUGGGGACCAGUGGCCCCUAUCCAGGCCAUUUAGUGGAUGUCAGCGGCACAGGGACUCUUUCCCAGAGUUAUCAGUAUGAGAUGUGUCUGACCAGUGGCUCAGGGAAUGGAGAAUUCAAGUUCUUGAAACCCAUUAUUCCUAGCCUCCAAGCUCAGAAUACCGGGAGAGACUUAGAAGAAACCGCACCCUUUAGGAGUAGCUGUGGCUUCAAUUAG